AUGUUUGGUGCCCUGAACCGCCUUAUCAGCAGCCUCGAUGCAGACACAUCCUCCACGCAGUCGCAUAGCAGAGACAACGCAUACGGCUUCCAGGUGCUGCGAAACAAGAACCCAGACCUACUGCUAGAGCCGUGGUUCGACUUUAUCAUUGGAAUAAAUGGCCAUAUUGUAGACGAGGCAGACCCCAAUCUAUUUACUACAGAAGUACGCAAUUGCGCCGGUUCAAGCGUAUCGUUGGAUCUCUGGAGUGCCAAAGGCCAACGGACACACCAAGCUAUUGUCCCGAUAUCAGCGUCCAACCCGUCUCUCGGCGUAACACUUCAGCUAGCACCACUCUCCCUAACACAGAACAUAUGGCAUGUCCUAUCGAUACCAUCACCCCAGAGCCCUGCUUACCUGGCUGGCCUACUGCCACACUCUGAUUAUAUUUUGGGAACGCCAAGCGGGACACUACGCGGAGAGACUGCGCUUGGUGAGCUUGUGGAGGACCAUUUGAACAGGAGCCUGACUCUAUGGGUAUACAACAACGAGUUCGAUGUAGUUCGAGAAGUUGAGAUUGUCCCCAACCGCAACUGGGGAGGUGAAGGGGCUUUGGGUGCUGUUCUGGGCUAUGGUGCACUUCACAGACUACCUUUAGCACUGAGCGAAGAAGUAUCAGGGCCAGGAGAAGUCGUCUUUGCAACAAAGGAAGACGGCCACAGUGCAGAAGCCAGCAUUAACACCAACCCUGUUAUGCCAGUGUCUGAACCCCAAUUCCUAGUUCCGGCUAAUAUAGUCCCGUCAGCGGGUGCGCCCAAAAAGGCGGCACCGCCGGCUCCGCCGGCUAGGCAAGCACGGAAGAACCGCCAUGUUGAGGCACCUUCGUUUGACGAUUACUUUAAAGAAGGUGAGGAACGGAGCCAGAAAGAGGAUUAUAUUCCUUCUUCGAGAACAGCGCCUGUUGCGCCACCUCCAAAGGCUGGCGGAGCUGUCUCAUCGCCAUCACCUACAACGACGCCAGCACCUCCUACCGAUGAUAUAGGCGGGCCUCCGGAUGAAUAA
This is a messenger RNA of Nannizzia gypsea CBS 118893, 1041 nucleotides long. RefSeq names its product golgi reassembly-stacking protein 2. Bases 1 to 1041 code for a protein of 346 amino acids. Gene Ontology annotation, molecular function: protein binding. The record is from RefSeq and is a predicted model, not a curated record. Gene Ontology annotation, cellular component: Golgi apparatus. The transcript has 3 exons. Lineage: Eukaryota; Fungi; Ascomycota; Eurotiomycetes; Onygenales; Arthrodermataceae. Gene Ontology annotation, biological process: Golgi organization.